Messenger RNA from Diabrotica balteata, 541 nucleotides. The record is from the annotation of a GenBank genome assembly. NCBI's taxonomy places the organism in Eukaryota, Metazoa, Arthropoda, Insecta, Coleoptera, Chrysomelidae.
AGUUUAUUAAUAACUGUUCAGUAAUCUUUACCGAAAGUUUACUGGUUUCUCUAAUCUUUAUAAAUAGUAUUGUUUUUACGAUUAUUCUAUCCUAGUAAUACAAAAAUGUCGAGUACUACCCAAAAACAUCGUAACUUUGUUGUGGAACCUAUGGGUGAAAAACCUGUAACUGAAUUAGCAGGGAUUGGAAAAGUACUUGGAGAACGCUUGGUAGCUGCCGGAUUUGACAAAGCUUAUGUUGUACUAGGACAGUUCCUAGUUCUGAAAAAGAAUCAAGAACUUUUUAGGGAAUGGAUGAAAGACACUUGCUCAGCUAGUUCCAAACAAUCAUUGGAUUGUUGGCAAUGUCUCAAUGAUUGGUGUGAAGAAUUUUUGUAAUUGUAUGUAGUAGACCUAAGUGGACUGUUUGUAUUCCCAAGGUUUUUAUUUAUAGGGUUUUAUUCUUGUAAUAUUAAUAUGUGUAAGUCCAAACUCUCUAAAUACAUAUAAACUGUAUAUACUAAACAAAAGGCAUUUAAAUACAUUGCAUUAUUUUUCUUAA